Verruconis gallopava is the source of this 334-nucleotide messenger RNA. RefSeq lists its product as uncharacterized. The transcript has a single exon. The record is from RefSeq and is a predicted model, not a curated record. NCBI's taxonomy places the organism in Eukaryota, Fungi, Ascomycota, Dothideomycetes, Venturiales, Sympoventuriaceae. The annotation marks the transcript as partial.
CGAGAACCUCGGUUUCCUGUGCGAUGAUGACAUUGGCUAUUUUCUCUGUCUGAUCACACGACGCUUCAGACCUGUCUCACCUAGCGAGCGUAUAGUAGAACCACACGACCUUUUGCAGAGCGCUGCCGCCCCUACAACCAAGAAUGGAUGUGCCUUUUUUGCGGACCAGUCAGGUUCCACCGACGACUCCAGUUCCUGUUGGCCAUGUGGUCUUUGCGUAAUGACGUUGUCCCUGUGCAAUGUUCGAUCCGUUCGUCACCGCAGUGGCGGACACUAUCCAUCCGUACCCCAUGCGCUCCUGCUUGUUUUGCGGUGUCACUGGAUCUGAGGUCGG